CCUCCUUAAGCCUUAACCAUCUCUCUCUCUCUCUCUCUCUCUCUCUCUCUUUCGACCUUGGUGUGGUUUGACCAUUCAGUUGGGUUUCUAACCCCUAGAAGCUUGCAGAGCAGAAAGCCAGAAAACAGAGCUUUCCUCCUUUCUGUUGCUUCUUUCUUCCUCUUGUUCAUCGUUCAUUACAACCAUUAAAUUUCUAGUUUUCUCUCUCUCUCCCUCAGUUUAGAACCAGUGACAAAACAAAGAUGACGAAGCAGAAUGUGGUCAUCUCUGAUGAAGACUCUGCAAUUAACAUGGCGAUUACAACGUUGGCCGAGUCUAACUCGUCCCUGUCCCUGUUUUCAUCUUCGGGGCAGAAGCCACCCAAUCCCAAGAAUCCAAAGAAGAAGUUUCAUAAUAAUCUUGAAAUAACCCCUGGACCCAGAAUCAAUGCUUUGGUUGAUUCAAUGAACGCUUCCUCUCCAACUCAUAUCAAGUCCUCUGCUUCUCUUUCUGCUAUCGAAGAACAGGGUUCUUGGAUGUUUCAUCACCCAUCGGCUUUGAGUAUGUUCGAGGAAAUUACUGGUGCUUCAAAGGGGAAACAAAUCGUUAUGUUUCUUGAUUACGAUGGUACCCUUUCACCGAUUGUAGAGGACCCUGAUCGAGCUUUCAUGUCUGAUGCGAUGAGGGCAGCUGUUAGAAACGUGGCUAGAUACUUUCCCACUGCGAUCGUGAGUGGAAGGUGCAGAGACAAGGUGUAUAACUUUGUAAAAUUAGCAGAGCUGUACUAUGCUGGUAGCCAUGGUAUGGAUAUUAGAGGACCAGCCAAAGGUCGCAAAUACAAGAAAGCUAAUCAAGCGGUUCUUUUCCAACCUGCAAGUGAAUUUUUACCCAUGAUUGAGGAGGUUAACAAAGCAUUAGUGGAGAAAACCAAAUCGAUUCCAGGAGCAAGAGUUGAAAACAACAAGUUCUGUGUUUCGGUGCACUUUCGGUGUGUUGACGAAAAGAAUUGGAACGCCCUCGCGGAAAUGGUUUGGUCAGUGCUCAAAGACUACCCAAAGCUUCGACUGAGUCAAGGGAGGAAGGUGCUAGAGAUCCGUCCUACCAUUAAGUGGGACAAGGGGAAGGCACUGGAAUUUUUAUUAGAGUCACUUGGAUUUGCCAAUUGUAAAGAUGUUUUGCCAGUUUACAUUGGUGAUGAUAGAACAGAUGAAGAUGCAUUCAAGGUCUUGAGGGACAGAGGACAAGGGUUUGGUAUUCUUGUCUCUAAAAUUCCAAAGGACACAAAUGCCUCCUAUUCUCUUCAAGAACCCUCUGAGGUUAUGAACUUUUUGCUGCGUUUGGUAGAGUGGAAAAAACUCUCACCAAGAGGAAUCCCAAAGGUGUAAAUAAAUACGAGAAGAUUUUCCUACCCAAGAGAAAAAAUUACACCGGGUGGGAUGAAGAGUAGAUUAAUAAUUAUAUGUAAUUUCUUUAUUUAGAGAGAAAAAAAAGGGAGGGAAAAAAAAAAAAAAAGAAGAAGAACAAGGAGAAAUGGUAAGCAUUUUCUCCUAGGAUUGAAGGCAUUGUAAGUCUUGUAAGUACUUCUAUGUACAAGGAAGAUGAACAUGUAAAUUUUGUAAUCUCUCUUUAUCUUUUCUUGUGGAUCCUUUUUUUUUUAAAGAAAUUAAUGUUGGAAUUCAACUUCUGCAACUUGUUUGAUA
Messenger RNA from Macadamia integrifolia, 1679 nucleotides. RefSeq names its product probable trehalose-phosphate phosphatase 6. The transcript is spliced from 11 exons. Lineage: Eukaryota; Viridiplantae; Streptophyta; Magnoliopsida; Proteales; Proteaceae. Bases 243 to 1364 code for a protein of 373 amino acids. Gene Ontology annotation, molecular function: trehalose-phosphatase activity. Gene Ontology annotation, biological process: trehalose biosynthetic process. The record is from RefSeq and is a predicted model, not a curated record.